AUGACAGGUAAACAGAAUAAAUACAGAAGUAUAUUAAAGAAGACGUUUUGGCAAAUCUGGAAAAAGAAUUCUUUGCCUGGAGCCAGUGAUGAUGUCCAUAUUGUCACCCAGAGAUAUAAGAGGCUGAUCCCAUUCUAUAACCCUACAGUGCUUGCAGCGCCAUUUCCAUACACCGUGGUGCUGCACGGCCCUGCGGGUGUUGGGAAAACCACACUGGCAAAGAAGGUGAUGCUGGACUGGACACAGGACAACCUCCCAGAGACACUCAGUUCUGCCUUCUACCUCAGCUGCAAGGAACUCAACCACAAGGGGGCGUGCACUUUUGCGGAGUUAAUGUCUAAGAACUGGCCAGAGUUGAAGGAAGCUGGUCCAGAGAUCCUAGGCCAGGCACAGAAAGUCCUGAUCAUCAUCGAUGGUUUCGAUGAGCUGAGAGUCCCCUCGGGGUCACUCAUCCAUGACAUUUGUGGUGACUGGAAGAAGCAGAAGCCGGUGCCCGUCCUCCUGGGGAGUUUGCUGAAGAGAAAAAUGUUACCCAAGGCCACUUUGCUGAUCACCACUCGAACGGGGGCCCUGAGAGAGCUCCGGCUCCUGCUGGAAGAGCCGCUCCUUGUGGAGAUCGAGGGGCUCUCAGAGCGGGACAGGAGGGAGUAUUUCUUGAAAUACUUUCAAGAGGAGGAUCAGGCACUGCGAGCUUUCGACCUGAUGAAGAGCAAUCCAGCUUUGUUCCACAUGGGCUCAGCUCCUGCCGUGUGCUGGGUCGUGUGCACUUGUCUGAAGCUGCAGAUGGAGAAGGGGGAAGACCCAGCCCCUACGUGCCAAACCACCACAUCACUGUUCCUGCGUUUCCUGUGCAGCCAGUUCCCGCCGGCUCCUGGCAGCUGCCCCAGUCAGUGCCUCGCGGCUCCAGUGAAGGCUCUGUGCGUCCUGGCUGCUGAGGGCCUAUGGACGCAGGCAUCUGUGUUCGAUGGAGAAGACCUCGGGAGACUUGGGGUAGCGGAGUCUGACCUCUGUCCUUUCCUGGACAAGAACAUCAUCCAGAAGGACCGAGACUGUGAUGGCUGCUACUCCUUCAUCCACCUCAGCGUCCAGCAGUUGCUUGCUGCCAUGUUCUACGUUCUGGAGAGUGAGGGGGAGGAAGACGGGGAGAGCCACAGGCGGGACGUUGGGGACUUACAGAAGUUGCUCUCCAAGGAAGAAAGGCUGAAGAACCCCACCCUGACCCAUGUUGUGUACUUCUUAUUUGGCCUCUUGAAUGAGAAGAGAGCCAGGGAGCUGGAGACCACUUUCAGCUGCCAGGUGUCAAUGGGGAUCAAGCAGGAAGUACUGAAAUCCAAGUACGGUGGGAAUAAACCCUUGUCCUUGAUGAUGGACAUGAAGGAGGUGUUGUAUUGUCUUUACGAAUCUCAGGAGGAGCAGCUCGUGAGGGAUGCGAUGGUCCACAUGAAGGAAGUGUCUCUGCAUUUGAAAAAUCAAAUGGACAUCGUGUACUCAUCCUUCUGCCUCAAGCACUGUCAAAACUUGCAGAAAAUCUCGCUGCAGGUAGAAAAGGGGAUAUUUCUGGAGAACGACGCUAAUGAUCAACACAUGCUCCCUUUCUGGAUGGACCUUUGUUCCAUGUUUGGCUCUAACAAGAAUCUGAUAGUCCUGAACAUCAGUCAGAGCUUCCUCAGUACCACAUCAAUGAGGAUUCUUUGUGAAAACAUAGCCUCUGCUGCCUGUAAUCUUCAGAAAGUGGUCCUCGAAAAUAUCCCCCCAGCUGAUGCUUAUCAGAAUCUCUGCAUCAUUUUUGGUGGUCACAGGACUCUAACACAUCUGACCCUUCAAGGAAACGACCAGAAUGAUAUGCUUCCCCCAUUGUGUGAGGUCUUGAGGCACCCAAAAUGUAAUCUGCAAUAUCUCAGGCUGGUAUCAUGUUUUGCCAACGCCCAGCAACAGGCUGAUCUCUCCUCCUCCCUUGAAAACAACCAGUCCCUCACGUGUUUGAACCUCACAGCAAAUGAGCUCCUGGAUGAGGGUGCCCACUUACUGUACAUGACUCUGAGACAUCCAAAGUGCUUCCUGCAGAGGUUGUUGUUGGAAAACUGUCACCUUACAGAAGCCUAUUGCAAGGAGCUCUCUUCUGCUUUGAUUAUCAACCAGAGGCUAACACACCUGUGCCUGGCAAAGUGCAACAAAAAUGCACUUGGGAAUCAGGGGGUGAAACUUCUGUGUGAGGACUUGAGUUACCCCGAAUGUCAGCUACAGACUCUGGUGUAA
This is a messenger RNA of Hipposideros armiger (great roundleaf bat), 2256 nucleotides long. It is a transcript of the gene NLRP2, whose product is annotated as NLR family pyrin domain containing 2. The record is from RefSeq and is a predicted model, not a curated record. Gene Ontology annotation, cellular component: cytoplasm. Gene Ontology annotation, biological process: regulation of inflammatory response. Lineage: Eukaryota; Metazoa; Chordata; Mammalia; Chiroptera; Hipposideridae.